AGGCACCGCACCAACCAAAUAAUCCUGCUCCCCUGACGUCCCAGAUAAUCAAUCCUUACAUCCCUCCAAAUCAAUUCUCCCAAGCAUCAAUCUCUCGUCAUGACCGUUGACAAUGGCCUCAGCUGCCAGACGUACAAUGACCACCCGAACGGUCGACCGACGUCAUAGCCGCUUUCAUCCAGACCCGUUGCGACCUCCAUUCCAGAACGUCCACCAACCUAGCUAUCGACACACCAUGACCACGCAAUAGUGGCAUCACGACCGGUUGUGAGUCUAUAGAAGCGGUCCUAGUCUACAUCAUGGACGAAGAACCAUAUCGUGACGGCUCCGUAGGUUGCCGAGCUGAUCAGUAUAAUGCCAAAGCUGACUUGGCCGAAGAGCCGCGGAGGGACAGAGGAUUCCGACACUCACAACCAACUAGAGGUCGUGCUUUACCCGGAAUGCAAUCAUCGCCGCAAGUCUUCCCUGGUCAUGGCGGAUGACCCGGUGACCAGACCCGAUCUCUCGCAUCCGGAUCAAACGACAGCGUGCUUUGUGCACUCGCUGAUUGCGGGAGAAUGGGGGGACCCGAAACAUAAAAUCAAGGAGCUGGAGGGGGUCUUGAGAGGGUCGAAGGAUGAGGAUGAGGAAGAGGCAACUGGCGAUGAAGAAUCCGAUAGCCAUGCCUCGACGAUCGAGAAGGCCAUGGUGCAGUCGCGACAUUUGACCAAGAAACAGUUGUCUGAUAUGGCUUGGAAUGUGCGCAAACUGUCGAAGAAACUGGACAGCAUCAAGCUCAGACUUACGGUCAAGACGGUUUUCUUGGUGACCAAGGCCGGGGAUCAGUCCGUUAUCGGUUCAACGAGAGAGGUCGCCAGGUGGCUUUUGUCCAAGGACCGCGCUACUCUGUACAAUGUGUAUGUGGAAAAACGUCUGGAAACGGACCCGGAGUUUGGUGCUGCGCAGAUAUUGCGGGAGGAACCGUCUGCGAAGUCUCGUCUGAAGUACUGGGAUCAUGAGCUUGCGGUUGAGAGAGCUCAUUUGUUUGAUUUCGUUGUCACGCUUGGGGGUGAUGGAACUGUUCUGUUCACGAGUUGGCUGUUCCAGCAUGUGGUGCCACCGGUGCUUUCGUUCUCGCUGGGAUCUCUGGGGUUCUUGACCAAGUUUGACUUUAAUGACUACCAGAAGACGCUCACUGCUGCCUUUAGAGAUGGCGUCUCCGUCAAUCUACGAUUACGGUUCGAGUGCACGAUCAUGCGGAGCAAGCCACUCCCUGAAGGGUCUUCGUGUGCUGGAGGGAAACGGGAUCUCGUGGAAGAGCUGAUCGGUGAAGAAUGCAUUGAUACAUUGACUCAUAGGCCGGAUAAGGUCCUUCAGAUAUUGAACGAUGUUGUCCUUGAUAGAGGGCCGAAUCCUACAAUGUCCUCGAUCGAGUUGUUUGGUGACGAUGAACAUUUUACUACACUUCUUGCCGAUGGAGUCUGCAUAGCGACACCUACUGGCUCAACUGCGUAUAAUCUUGCGGCUGGAGGGUCGCUGUCUCAUCCGGAUAACCCUGUCAUUCUCGUCACUGCAAUUUGUGCCCAUACACUCUCGUUCCGGCCAAUCAUUCUGCCAGAUACGAUUGUUCUCCGCAUGGGAGUACCAUACGAUGCUCGGACAAGUUCGUGGGCCAGCUUUGACGGCCGGGAGAGGAUUGAGCUACACCCGGGUGACUAUGUGACUGUUUCUGCAUCGCGAUACCCGUUUGCAAAUGUUUUACCCCGGGGUCGACGUGGGGAUGAUUGGGUACACAGUAUCUCGAAAACACUGAAUUGGAACUCUAGACAGCGACCGAAGAGCCUCGAACCAGUCGACGAGGAAAAGGGCGGUAAAUAAACGAACUUGCAUGUCAGGAUGAGUACUCCGUACUCUGUGCGUUUUACUGUCCGAUAUAGGGGAUCAAUUCCACAUUCCCACAGUUAUUGCCUAAACGUUCUAAAAUAGAACCAUAUAGUGGCGUUGUAUAUUAACUAGCUCCGACACAAUAUGACGAGCUUGGCGACAAUUUCGAUGAGAAAUGCCAACCGAAUCGAAC
Messenger RNA from Aspergillus sclerotioniger CBS 115572, 2056 nucleotides. Its product is annotated as putative NAD+ kinase. The transcript is spliced from 4 exons. Gene Ontology annotation, molecular function: NAD+ kinase activity. NCBI's taxonomy places the organism in Eukaryota, Fungi, Ascomycota, Eurotiomycetes, Eurotiales, Aspergillaceae. The record is from RefSeq and is a predicted model, not a curated record. Gene Ontology annotation, biological process: NADP+ biosynthetic process; NAD+ metabolic process. Bases 355 to 1857 code for a protein of 500 amino acids.